Messenger RNA from Chironomus riparius, 8168 nucleotides. Lineage: Eukaryota; Metazoa; Arthropoda; Insecta; Diptera; Chironomidae. The record is from the annotation of a GenBank genome assembly.
UAUAAUGUCAACAUUUUCUCCAUUUGAAUCCUUAGUUCUCCGUAGAAUGUCGAAUUAUCGAGACGUGUAAAAGACUCUCCUUUUUUCGCGCGGAGUAAAAGAAGGAAGAAAAAAAAAGUUUUUCUUUAGAAUUGUGAAAAACUUGAAUUUUCCAUGAAGGAAAAAAAUAUCAAAGUUAAAAAAAAUGUUUUGUAAAUAAAAAAUGAGGAAAUUGUGAAUCAAAAAAAAAAUAUAAUUGCCAUAAAAAGUUAAUGAAUAAGUAAUGAAAAAAAGAAAAUAAAAAAGUUGUCAAUUUGUUUAAACGUUAAAAAGAAGAACAAAAAAAAUAAUUUUUUUAAGGGAUUCAAAUUACAUUUCUACUAUGAAAAAAAUAAUUUUUGUCACUGACUUUAUAUGAGAAAAAAAAGCAGCAACAAGAAGAACAAGAAAAAAAUAUGUAUCAGCAAGAAGAGGAGAAUUGGAUGGGAGAUGGAGUGAAAUGACAAAGUUAAUUUGAUCGUGUAAAUAUAAAAGCAGAUGCACUUUGAUAUAAAUUGAAAAAUCCAAUUUCGUUUCAUGUCAUAUACAAACAUAUACACAGUAAAAUUGUGUGCUGUAUAAAGCGAGGAUUUUUUUUACAGUUUGUUUGUGAAGAAAUUUACAAAAAAAAAAAUAAAAAAAAUACGAGUAAAAAAUAAAUAAAAAUAAAAAAUGUGUACGUUUAUAGACUGUAAUAAGAAGGAAGACGAAAGCGCUGAAUGCUCAAGCAUAUACAGACAUUCGAAUGCUUUGACAUUCAAAUAUAUGUGAAAAUAAUAAUAGAGUUCUAUAAAAUUAAAAUAAAUGAAUAUUUUCUCAUCAAUAAUUGUAUUGGAUUAAUGUAUCGAGGAACUACAAAGAACGACUCAUACUGUCAACGAUGGAUGGAGAAAAUCGAAUUAUCCUUAAUGUGGGUGGUAUAAGGUACGAGACGUACAAAGCGACAUUAAAAAAGAUUCCUGCCACGAGAUUAUCACGACUGACUGAAGCCUUAGCAAAUUACGAUCCGAUUCUAAACGAAUACUUCUUUGAUCGUCACCCAGGCGUAUUUGGGCAAAUACUCAAUUAUUAUAGAACUGGAAAGCUCCAUUACCCGACCGAUGUAUGUGGACCUUUAUUCGAAGAAGAAUUAGAAUUUUGGGGCUUAGAUUCGAAUCAAGUUGAGCCAUGCUGUUGGAGUACAUAUAGCAUACAUCGUGACACACAAAGCACUUUGGCAAUAUUGGAUAAGUUAGAGCUUGAUGAUGAAGAGUUGUCGGAGGAAGCACUCGCACGAAUGUUCGGAUACGACAAUGAGGCAUUACGGAGUAGCGAUGAUUUAUCCUGUUGGCAGAAAACAAAACCAAAAAUUUAUGCUCUAUUUGAUGAACCAUCCUCCUCGACCGGCGCAAAGAUAGUUGCCGGUAUAAGUGUAUUUUUUAUCUGCACUUCUGUGAUAUCAUUUUGUUUGAAAACACUACCCGGAUUACGUGUUGAGAUACCUUUAACAAUAAAUCAUACAUCCAGUCCUUCAAAUGACAGCUUUCAAACAUCAACUAUGCCAUCAACAACAGAAGCCGGCUUAUUUAUAUCAAAUCGGCAUAGUUUAUUCAAUCGUUAUGCGAAUCGUGCACGAAUGUUCGAUAACAUGCAGGCAACGUAUGCCCAUUCAGCAUUUUUCUAUGUAGAACUGUUGUGUAAUGUGUGGUUUAUAAUCGAAUUGUUCAUUCGCUUCAUUGUUGCUCCAAAUAUGCUUAAUUUUAUGAAAUCGCCAGUGAAUAUAAUAGAUUUAGCUGCAACACUAAGCUUUUAUACGGACAUUUGUCAGCAAUUUGGACGACAAACUGGAUUAUUUGAAGCAUUUUCAAUAAUCAGAAUAUUGAGAUUAUUUAAACUUACGCGUCAUUCUCCAGGCCUUAGGAUAUUAAUACACACAUUUAAAGCAUCGGCGAAGGAAUUGACUCUACUCGUCUUCUUCCUCGUACUUGGUAUUGUCGUCUUUGCAAGUUUGGCGUAUUACGCAGAAAAGCUCGAGGAUAAUCCCGACAACCAAUUUAAAAGCAUUCCACUCGGCUUAUGGUGGGCUCUAGUAACAAUGACAACUGUCGGAUAUGGAGACAUGGCACCAAAGACAUUCUAUGGAAUGUUUGUUGGUGCAUUAUGUGCUAUUGCUGGUGUACUGACUAUUGCAUUGCCUGUACCCGUCAUCGUUAGUAAUUUCUCUCGUUUCUAUUCACAUAGUCAAGCUCGUUCUAAAUUGCCAAAGAAACGACGACGUGUUUUGCCUGUAGAGCAGCCAAGACGUAAGCGAGGAAAUGAGGGAGGACCAAAUCGUCGUAUGAACAUACAUCAUCAUCACCACCAUAUGAAGCCUCAUCCUACAAAUGCUCUCCUCAAAGAUGCAUUCGGAACAGCUAAAAUAGGUCAUGUGAAUGGUGUUAACGUCAUCGGGUUAUCAAUGCAACAAUCAGUACAGCCAGUACCAGCACCGUCGUUAAAGCCUCCGUUACUACAUCAGUCCUCAACAGACUUUUCUGUACAUCAAUUACAGCCAAGACGACCAACAACAGGAAAUGUUGACUUUUUACUGCCUCUCCAACCUGAAUUACUUUUGGAACGUAAGGAGUCAUGUAGCACACCUUCAACAUUGAUGGCUCAAUUUAAUUUAGAACCUAAAGUGACAUUCAUUGCUGAAAGCUCAACGUCGUCCGGUAUUUACGCAAACGACACAUUAAAUACUGAUUAAUUGUGAAAAAAGAAAAUCGGAAUCAAAUUUUUGUCUUGAGAAGAAAUAUUCAAGAUUUUUGUAGUAAAAUUAAUCAAAAAUUGAAAUUAAGAAAAAUUUGUUACUUUUUCAUACACUGAUACUUUUAUAAAUAACUUUAAAGAUGAUUGUAAUUUUAAAAUUUUAAAAAUUAAGGUUUGAAGUUUAUUUAAUUUGAUGUAAAAUAUUUGAAAAUCUAAUGGACAUUGAGGAGGUCUUAACCCCAAUCCAUGCCUCUACAUUAUGUACAGAAAUUUUCUUCCGAUUCAACAGUUUCUCAACUCAUCUGAGUGACUUUUUGGAGCACAUCCAAAUCACUCCCUUGCGUGAAACUACAACAAAAUAUUAAAAUCAUCAUCAACUUAUCUCGAUAUUUCACAUCAAAUUAAAAGAACUUCUUACGCUUGAAAUAAACAUUAAGAAAUUGAGGAAAAAAAAAUUCAAUUAUAUCGCUGUCACCACAUCCGAUAUUGCAUGUUUAUAACAUUAAUCCAUUGCAAAGAAGAACAUUUUAAGUAAAUAUAUAGCGCCAUGAAAGACAUGAAAAUCAUCAUAAUGAUGAUAAUGAAAGUUCUUAUGUUUUUCAAUUUUUAUGUUCUUUUUUUUCUGUGGAGGAGUUUAAUGGAUAAUCAUUGUAGUCUUAAGAUUGGGGGUUCUUGAGUCUCGUGUGGAUUGCUGUGGACUCUGCAGCUUAGUUCAAAUUAAAAUUCAUGAAGAAAGGCUUUAUUUGGCUCGGAUUGUUACAUUUUGAGCUAAAGAAGCUAGCUUUGUGGUUGUGUGCUUCAAUCGCCUAAUAUUUGAACCAGGGUUGCGUAAAACAGGCAUCUGUGUACAGGAAUGAACCGUAAAAUUCCUUGAUAAUUAGAAAAAUCUUAUAAAUUAUCAAGAAAUUGUACGGCUCUCACCUGUGCACAGGUGCCUGCAUCGCACCCUGAUUGGAACCCACUUUAAACUGCAAUUCUUGUAUUGAUUAAGAGUAUCCUCUCCCAUGUCAUCCACGAGUGAAAUAAUAUCUCAUUAAAAAUAUCAUGCAUGCCAGUUUCGAUGCUGUUAAAAAUAGCAUAUUAAUGAUAUUUAAAAUUUCUCUUUAUCCUCACCGCAAUAUAAACUAAUUCGACCGGAAAAAUAUUCAUACCCCAUUUUUUCUGGCAGAGUAAUUACAGUAGAUAUAUUUAGUCAUUUCUAUACCACAUCCCAUGAAACUAAUUUAAAGUCAUUUUUUUUAUAACGGGAAAAUGCCAGCCACCCAUUAUGUUUUCAUGCUUCAAUUCACCAAUUUCCCCUCGAUUCUCAUCCUCAUAAAAAUCCGAUCAAAAGUAGUCCAGAAUUUACAGUUUCGUAAUAUGCCUUGUUGCUGUCUCCUACACAAAAUGAUAACAACUAUGGCGAAGGUAAUGAUGGAAAUGAUGAUAAUUGAAGUGAUGAUGGGUAUGUAAAGAUGAUGAUAGGAAUGACGAUAACGAUGUCUCAUUUCUUCUCAGUGUAGUGUUUCCACAUUAUCUUUACGCUUCCUUUUUUUUGUAUUACAUAGCAUCAUUUAAAGGUGUGAAUUGAGAAUAAGAAUAUUUAAUGAAUCCUGAAAAAUGCGGAAAAAAGAGAAUUUUUAUAUUUUCACGCUUACUAUCUCGUAUAUGCUGCAAAAGAAAUUCUUUAAACUUAAUCAGAAUAUAUCGCGUAUGCUGAAAUUUUGCAGUGGGGUAGAUAGAAUGUUUUGCUGUAGUUUGUGGAUUUUACAUUGAUUUUUUUUACGUACAUGAAACUUUUUUUUGGGGGGAGAAAAAUGACAAAAGAAGAAACUUUUUCCACUUCUGUAAUUUUUUUUGUAUCUUGUUUGAAGUUCUCAUAAAAGUUUGUCGAAAAUUAACAAAAAACAAAAUUAUUUUGAUGGAAAAAGUGGCGUGGAAGAAUUUUAUGCAAACUUUUAUAGUGUUGAGAAUGUUGAAGUGUAGCCACAUUUAUGAUAAGAAGUAGGUUGGUGUGAAUUUCAAGGAUUAAAAUUUGCAAGAGAAGAUUGGAAGGUUAACUUGAGAUUUUGCAAGAUUUGUUGCGAAAAUUGACAAGAAUAUGUUUAAAAAUAUUUGAAUGGACGUAGUUUGAUUCUCACUGAAUGCAGUUUUUCAAACAAGCAUGUUUAAAAGCUUUGACAAGCUUGCAAUCAAAGAAAUUCACGACAAAACCAAAACUUUGCAUUCAGUCUCAACUCAACGUCUUUAGCUUCCCUAACCUCACUGAAUAUCCAGUAAAGCUUGAAACCAUAGAUCAGAGUGCUGAGCAGUUGCUCACUAUCCACGCCAAAAGCCACAAAAAACUUUUAAAGCAUUAAAUGUCCAUGUUCCAUUGAUCAGAACAAUUUCAAGCUAGCUACAUUCCUUCAAUCACCGAAAAAAUUCCAUCAACAUUCGUUAAGACAUAAAAGGAUAUAUUGAAAGUAAUGAUACAGUUAGAUAAAUUGAAUUGAGGUCGGUAUGAUGUUAUUUUCAUGGACAGUAUGAUUAAGACUCAUCUGUAUCAUUUCUGUUUAAUGUCGAAUGAAAGGUAUGAAAAUGAUAAAGACUGUUUUUGAUGUCCUUGAGUUUUCGUUUGUUGCCAUUUCUCGACCUUGGCAAGAAGAGUUCUCUGACAAAAAAAAAAUAUCUUCAGGUUAUUUAUGAUACGAGAUUAUUUUCGUCAUUUGUUCUCAUAUAUAGAGUCGAAUAUUUAAGGUUUAUGAGCAACAAUCCAAAAAUUACGAGAUAAAUUGGAAUCUCUAGAAAAUCUCAAUCUUUAUAUUAAUGCAAUGACUCAUUUUAUGAGCUAGUUCUUGUUCUUAUUCUUUUGCCAAAUGAAAAACUGAUUUUUAAUUACUUUCUUGAGAUUACAUAGCAAAAUUAUGGAUGUAAAUGAUAAAACGAUGUGGUUUACAGCAUCGACAAAAUUCCUAAAAUAAAUCCAAGUCAUGUGGAUAUGUUUGUAUGAAGUAUUGUAUAUUGUAGAUAGAGAAAAUGAAAAUUGGAAAUGUUUAAAAUAAAAUUUGUAGUUGAUAGGAAAGGGAAUUGGAGAGGAAAAUCAUGAUUAAAGGUAAAAUGAAGUAAUAACAACUUCCGCUGAGAAAAUAAUUGUUUAUAAAAAAUUUAAUUGAUGAUUAAACACAAGAAAAUGUACUUGUUAUUGUGGCUUGUAAAAGUGUCUGUUAAAAUUGUUUGAGUCAUGCCUGUGGCCAUGGUUUAGGUGACACAAAAUCUCCAUUUAUAUGUUCAAUUAUGUAGAACAAUUUUUUAAGGGAGAAUUAGACAUCAAAUUUACAUCUGAAAAUUUUUAUGGGUCGUCGUUGAUCCACAGAACCAACUUUUCUUCUGAAACAAAACUAAACUCAAAUGAAUCUUGUUUUUAAACACUUUUCACUUUAAUGUCUUAGUCAAGAGCAGCUCACAGAUUGUAUUACAUAAUCAUCCAUUUGAAGGAAACUCUACUUGGUUGUAUCUGCCUUGCAAAUGGAGUGAAAAUAUUUAUUUUUUUAAGAUUCUUAUCGAAUUGACUCAAUGCAAAGAUAGAUCUUACCCAAUUAUGUCGCAAAAUUGAACAAAAACUGAAACUUUUUUUUUCAAGAUUAUUCGAUUUAGGGAGCAUUAAGUUAUGAUGUCUUAGAAAUAUAAAAUUUUCUAAUGUUCCUCUUUUGGGCCGUUCACCUAUGACGUCCAGGGGGGGUCAGCAAGAAAAGAACAAUAGACAUUCCUGGAAAUCUAUUGUUUUUUUUUUGAAAAAUGACGGUUAAUUUCGGACGUCAUAAGUGAACGGACCCUUUUGACAAAAAAAUUCAUUUAAAAAAUCCAACUUGAAAAAUUUAAAAAUCAGAAAACUUACUAACCUAACCUCAAUCAUUGCCAUCGUUAGUGAAUGAUACCUAAGUUUAUUGGCAAUACUGCAGAACUUAAGAAGCAGAAAAUUAAGAUUAAUUUCAAAUUUUCUGAUUUAUCAAGUUUAAAAAUCUUUAAAUCCUGAUUUAAUGAUAUUUCCAGUCUUAGAUUUAAUUUAUAGCGAUAUAUUGAUAUAUUAUUUUAUUUUGUAUGAAUGAAGUUUAAGAAGCACUGAUAAGUCACAGAAUUCAAGAAUGAAUUGUUAACUUACUUCACGAGCUCAAAGAAGAUUCUGUUGAGCUCUGACUGCUCCUUAGUUGUUGUAAUAAAUUGGAAACACCAUUUUAAGCUUUGUAAGCCGCAAGUCGAAGCUUAUUCAAGUGAAAAACUACCAAAAGAAAAGUGAUUUAAAUUUCAUACAAGCACAUCUGCAUGACUUGAGAGUAAAAAUUGUUCAGAAGUAUCAGUUUAAUGACUAAUAUGUGGUAUUUAAAAAUUAAUGAAAAAGAAAAUCUAAUUGUAAGUAAAAGUAGAUAUGAAAAAAAAAUAAUUUAAAUUGAGAUACAAAAUGAAAAUAUUUGAGAAGUAUUAAUGAAAGAUAUAGCCAAAACUUUCAAAACAUUACGUUAUUGACAUAAAAUUGUAGGUUUUGUUAAAACCUGUUACAAAAAAAAUGAGAAUAAAGAAAUGAUAAAAAUUGAUUUUGAGAAAAGUUUUAGAGCAAUAAUUUAUUUUUAUUUACAAAAAAGACAAUUUGAAUGAGAUGUAAGAAUUUCGGACAUUAUGGAAUAUUAAGUACCAAUGAUAAUUAUUUUUUGUACAUUACACAAUUACUCUAAACCAAUAAUUUGUAAUUUUUGUAAGUUUAUCUUGUGUCAAAUGUCAUUUUCAAAGUACAAAUGUUUAAACAAGAAAUUACAAUAACAACAAAGAAUGAUAAAUUCCUUGACAAAUAUUUGUCAAUAGAUUCGUAUUGCGUCACCCAAAACUUUAUUCGUGAUGGAAACAAUCUUGAUCUUUUUAGUGCCAAGUUAUAAAAAAGUUUUAAUAUGAAAAUUGUAUUUAUAGGCGGAAAAAUUGAAUUUUUAACAGGCAGUUGAGGGGGAAAUGAACUUGAAAUUAUUAGGUUUAAUUUGAAAAAUUUAAAUUGGAUCAUAAAAAUUAUAAGUUAAGGGGUCGUUCACUUAUUUACACUCCAAAAGCGUUAUGUAAUAAGUAAACGGCCCCCAAUCAAACUGAAUUUUUUUUUGGAUUUUAUUUUAAAUUUUCCACAAAUUUAUCAACAUUUCCUCACAAUUUCAAGGAAUUUCCACCAUCAUGACAUUUAAAGCAAGUCAAAAUUAAUCGAAAAGAUGAUGUAAAUUUCUUUAAUGAGCUUUAAACUUUUAUUAUGUUUAAUCAUUUUUAUUUGAUCUCAUUAUAAAAACAUGACAAAGUCAAAAGAAAAUUUAAAUAAAAUAAAAGAAAAUUGUUGCAUGGAUAAAAAAGAAUAAAAGAAGAAAAAUAAUUUUUGUGACCCAUUCAAUAACAAUAUUUUUUUAUUUCCCAAACGUGUUUGAAUGUUGUCUUUUGGA